Acanthisitta chloris (rifleman) is the source of this 1527-nucleotide messenger RNA. RefSeq names its product coiled-coil domain containing 181 (gene CCDC181). The coding region runs from base 1 to 1527 and encodes 508 amino acids. The transcript has 5 exons. The record is from RefSeq and is a predicted model, not a curated record. NCBI's taxonomy places the organism in Eukaryota, Metazoa, Chordata, Aves, Passeriformes, Acanthisittidae. Gene Ontology annotation, molecular function: microtubule binding.
AUGAGUGAAAAGGAAGAUCAAGGAGAUCCAGCAGAUGCGGGUGAUUGCAUAGAAAGUGCAGAAUAUGAGGAUGAUUUUGAAAAAGACCUGGAAUAUCGAUCUAGUCAAGAAGAAGCAGAAAACCUUGAUGGAGAGAAUCCUGAAAACGAUGAAGAGGAUAUUGAAAAACAAAUUUUUAAAGCUGCAGACAGUUUUGAGGAAGUCAGUGAGGAAGCAGAAGAAAAUCUCAAUCAGCUUUCAGAGGCAGAUAUCAAUGAGCAAGCCAGUGAAGAAAAUUUGGAAUCCAGGUCUGAUACUAAACAGGAGGACUGUGGAUCUGACAUCGAUAGUGAAAGCUCCAUCCAGGAAUCCGAGCUGGAAAACCAGCAGGAACUGGAUGAGGAAGAAGAUGAAGAAAUAAAGCGUUACAUCUUGGAAAAGAUUGAAGAAGCCAACAAACAGCUGGAGAAUCAGGCUCCUGUGGAUCAGAACAGAGAACGGAAAUUAAAAUUUAAGGAUAAAUUGGUGGAUCUUGAAGUUCCUCCUCUAGAAGAUGCUGAAGCUUGCAAAACUGACCUUGCAAAUGGAGAUGAUGUUUCAAGUGGGCUCUCUCAGUUGCAUAUUUCUAAUGAUGUGGGACAGGAAAGCACAUCACUUUCACCACGUGCUGGCAAGGAUGAGGAAAAGACAGAUGUUGAAGUCCUAGUGGAAAAAGAUGGGAAGUUUGAACUCUUAAGUUUACGUGAUAUUGAAAGUGAGGGCUUUUUGCCCCCAAUAAGUGUUUCGUUUACUGAUAUUGAAACUCAACAUAAAUCUCCAAAAUCCUCACACUGCAGUUCUUUUGGCACUGUCUCUCAAAUGGAGGAAAUACCUCCAGCAGACCCAGGAGCACAUUCUUUUCCUCCUGGUGAAGAAGAGUGUGAGUACUGCCCUAAGCCUCCACCCAACCCUAAACAUCGUCCAACUUCUGCUGUCAAUGUUGCAAGAGGUCUGGGAAAACAGAAGACUCUGCAGAGAGCUCAGUCUGCAAAUGUGCCCGUGAGAAGCUCCACCUACUGUCUUUCUCCCAGGCAAAAAGAAUUACAGAAGCAGUUAGAACAAAGGAAGGAAAAACUGAGGAAAGAGGAAGAAGAAAGGAAAAGGGAACAAGAAGAACAGAAGAGAAGAGAGAAUGAGAUGGUUUUCAAAGCUUGGUUACAGAAGAAGAAAGAACAAGUGCAAGAAGAAAGGCGAAUUCGCCGUGCGAAGGAGCUAGAAGACUUGAACAGCAAACAGAAGAACAGGAAUCCAGAAGAAGCCUUCAAGUUAUGGCUUAAGAAAAAGCACCAAGAACACAUGAAAGAAAAACAGAUAGAAAUUCUGAGACGCCAAGCUGAGGGAGUUGUCUUUUUCCAAAGAACAGAGGAAUGCAACAGAGCUUUUAAAGAAUGGCUAAAAAGGAAGAGAGAAGAAAAACGAGCAGAAGAACUAGCUGCUAAAGAGAGAGCAAGGCAGCGUAGAUUAGAAGCCAGAAGAGCUAAACAGAUGCAGAACAUCCACUAUAUUUAG